AUGUCCUCGGACACAGAAAUAAAUAUGCUCAGCAUUCAUGCUGAAACGAAUUCAGAGAAAGGUGACAUUGUGGACUGGGAUGGUCCUCAUGACCCGGCGAACCCCCGGAACUGGAAGAAUGGACUGAAGCUGCGACAUGUACUCCUUGUCAGCGCCUUCACCCUGUACUCAAAUCUUGCCGCAGUCAUGUUCGCUCCCGGGGCGGCAGAUCUCGUCAAGGACUUCCACGUCACCAGCACUAUCGUCGCCUCUUUCACCGUGUCCAUCUAUCUUCUGGGUUAUGUGUUUGGCCCUUUUCUCCUUUCCUCCAUGUCCGAGAUCUACGGUCGUUUGAUCAUCUACCAUCUCAGCAACGUCGGCUAUAUCGCAUUCACAAUUGGCUGCGCCCUAAGCACAGAUACGGCCAUGUUUUUGGUAUUUCGCUUCAUAUGUGGUUGCGCUGCCUCCGCUCCGAUGGUGGUUGGGGGAGGAACCAUUGCAGACCUUUAUCAAGCCAGCGAACGUGGCAAGGCGAUGGCUCUAUUCGGCCUCGGCCCGCUUCUGGGUCCGGUCAUUGGCCCAGUGGUAGGCGGCUUCGUGACUGAGUACCUCGGGUGGCGGUGGACAUUUUGGUUAAUCUUGAUCCUGGCGGGAGUUGUCUCUUUGCUUGCCCUUUUCCUACUGCGGGAAACUUUCGAGCCUGUUCUUCUCGAGCGCAAGGCGGCUGCUAUGCGCAAAGCCACCGGCAACAGUCAGUGGCAGGCACGAACCUACAACAAUGACCGUACGCCAGCUCAGAUCUUUGCACGGGCCACAGUACGACCCCUCAAGAUGCUCCUAUCACCCAUCGUCCUCCCGCUCUCUCUCUACUGUGCCUUCAUGUUCGGUCUCAUCUACCUGCUUUUCACUACUUUCCCAGAGGUGUUCGAGACCACAUACCACUUCGCCACCGACAUCUCUGGUCUUGCAUAUCUAGGUCUCGGCGUGGGUAUGAUCAUCAGCAUCGCCCUGUUCGCUAUUCUCAGCGACAAGCUACUCAAGCAGCCGCGCGAGGGAACUCUCGAACGGCCGGAGCUACGUCUCAUCCUCAUGAUCUGGUCAUCGCCCAUUGUUCCCAUCGGCUUCUUCUGGUACGGAUGGAGUGCCGACAAAGUUACUCAUUGGAUUGUCCCAAUCCUAGGCACUGUCUUCAUUGGCCUAGGGGCCUUCCUCAUCCUCAUGCCCGCCCAGUUGUAUCUUGUUGAUGCAUUUGGCUCCGAGGCGGCCGCGUCCGCCCUAGCGACAAACACCAUUUUGCGCAGUCUGUUCGGUGCCUUGUUGCCACUUGCAGGAACACCCAUGUACGAAUCUCUGGGCCUUGGUUGGGGAAACAGCUUGUUGGCUUUCAUCGGCUUAGCGUUUGCUCCUCUUCCUUUCCUCUUUUACAAAUAUGGAGAGGCACUGAGAACCAGAUUUCCUAUCAACCUCUAA
Messenger RNA from Aspergillus clavatus NRRL 1, 1449 nucleotides. Its product is annotated as MFS transporter. The coding region runs from base 1 to 1449 and encodes 482 amino acids. Gene Ontology annotation, biological process: transmembrane transport. The transcript has 3 exons. The record is from RefSeq and is a predicted model, not a curated record. Gene Ontology annotation, molecular function: transmembrane transporter activity. NCBI's taxonomy places the organism in Eukaryota, Fungi, Ascomycota, Eurotiomycetes, Eurotiales, Aspergillaceae.